Molecule: messenger RNA, 7848 nt
Organism: Callithrix jacchus (white-tufted-ear marmoset)
Lineage: Eukaryota; Metazoa; Chordata; Mammalia; Primates; Cebidae
Gene: MTX3
Product: metaxin 3
Biological process (GO): mitochondrion organization
Cellular component (GO): cytoplasm; SAM complex
Source: RefSeq, a predicted model, not a curated record
UACUUCCGGGAUAGUAAAGGUCGACCCCCCGCAAGAUGGCGGCCUCCUUGGAGCUCAGUUGCUGGGGAGGCGGCUGGGGGCUCCCAUCGGUUCACAGCGAGUCCCUGGUGGUGAUGGCUUAUGCCAAAUUUUCUGGUGCACCCUUGAAAGUCAAUGUGAUAGAUAACACCUGGAGAGGUUCAAGAGGCGAUGUACCAAUUUUGACAACUGAAGACAACAUUGUUUCUCAGCCAGCAAAAAUACUAAACUUUUUAAGAAAACAGAAAUAUAAUGCUGAUUAUGAACUCUCAGCAAAACAAGGGGCAGAUACCUUGGCUUAUAUUGCUCUCCUCGAAGAGAAGCUUCUCCCUGCAGUGCUUCACACAUUCUGGGUUGAGAGUGACAAUUACUUUACUGUGACAAAGCCAUGGUUUGCUUCACAAAUUCCUUUUCCUUUGAGUUUGAUUCUGCCUGGAAGAAUGUCUAGGGGAGCACUGAACAGGAUUCUCCUGACCAGAGGACAGCCUCCCCUCUACCACCUCCGAGAAGUGGAAGCACAGAUAUACAGAGAUGCCAAGGAGUGCCUAAAUCUUCUAUCAAACAGAUUGGGAACAUCUCAGUUUUUCUUUGGAAAUACGCCUUCUACCUUGGAUGCCUAUGUUUUUGGUUUUCUUGCACCUCUUUACAAAGUACGGUUUCCUAAAAUUCAGCUACAAGAGCAUCUGAAACAGCUCUCCAACCUCUGCCGCUUUUGUGAUGACAUCCUGAGCAGUUAUUUUAGGAUUAGUCUUGGAGGCAUCUCUCCAGCUGGACAAGAUAUGGUAGAUGCAAAUCUGCAGAAACUCACACAACUUGUAAAUAAGGAAUCCAACUUGAUUGAAAAGAUGGAUGACAAUCUUCGCCAAAGCCCUCAGCUUCCUCCUCGGAAACUGCCAACACUUAAACUGACUCCAGCAGAAGAAGAAAAUAAUUCCUUCCAACGGCUUUCACCCUGACAGUAGUCAUGCUUUGUGGCCAAAGUCAAACGAUUGUUGCAGUCAUCUCUUACACCUACUGUGUGAAGGCAAAAAGCAAGCGUAGGUAUUAAGGAAGACUCUAAACCAAAAGGAACUUUCUAUGACAUCUAUUUUUAUUAUUAAUAUUAUUAUUAAGAAGCUUAUAUUCUAGCUUGGCAGUGCAUUUUAAAUAACAUCAGUUAAUGCUAAAUGAACUUGGUGGGUGGGGGGAAGAAAAACACAUUGUACUGUAUACAAAAAAACUGCCUUAUUUAUGGCAGAUUUUUGCCUUUGGUUCAGAUGUUGCUGACCAAAAGCUACAAUUCUGUUCUGAAUGUGCACUCCUAAUUUAUUUGAGUUAAUUUAUUCAGUUUAUUAACUUAGUUUUCUUAGAUCAGGCUGAAUACCUAAUAUGUGGCUCUUUGGCUGAGGCUUUUUACUUCUGUUUAGAAAUUUGAUGCCUAUUUUAGGAACCAGAAAAAGAUAAAUUGCUUCAAUAGAAGAGACCGUAUUUAACUUUAAAAAGUGAUAAGGAAUGUGCUUUUUAAUUAUGCUCUCACAAGUCUAAUCUUUUGGGGGUUUGGUAGCACAUAGAUAAAUAUUAGAGGUGGUUACAUAUAAUAACAUCUGAUAAUAUGCACUUCAGUAUAACAUUGGUCUUUGCUGAUGUGUUCAAUAUGGGUUAGGACGGGUUCUUUUAGUUUUCUUGGGCAAAUGUGACAGUUUUAGACUUAUGUCUUUGUAGUAAAUCUUUAGUUGUUUUUCUUGUGUUAAUUCCAGGAGAGCUGAAAGUAGUGGUCAUCAUUGCUAUGCUAAGCUGUAACAUGUUACUGAAAUUGCUCAAUUGUUAGACACUAUUCAGGAUGAGCCCAUAGCCAGGGAAGUAGAAAUACCUACUGUGCAUCUGGUCAAGUUCUCUAAUCUUGGCCCAGGCUAAUAUUCUUUCAUAAGAUGCAUAUCAUGUAGUCAAAAGCUUUCUGACAACCAAUUAUUUUCCAUAUGUCAUAUGUUUCACUUACAGUUGAAGAAUACAAAGGAACAAUCAGAGAUAGCAGCUUUUAAAGACUUCUGUUUAUUGGUUGCUGAACUGUUAAAGGACGUGCUGUGUGGUAAUUUUACUUAUAAUAGAAACUUGCUUAUUUUAGUGGUUGAGAUGCUUCUGUUGUCCUAAAACCACUUCUGAGGUUUUUAAAGUACAGAACCAUGUUUUGGAUUAAUGUCUUAAAAGAUUACUAUGGUGCUUAGCCAAUCUUAUCAAGUCCUGCAGAAACCCAUAUGUUAAGAAAAUGACCUUUGUAGUCGAAAGACUCAGCUAAUUUGAGCUGAGUAGAACUCAGCUAUGUUUGACCCACAUCCUUUCAAUUUGUUCUGUAUUUAGGUAGCUAUUUAUACAGGACUCCUUAAGUCAUUGUAAAUAUUUUUUCUUGAAAAUUUUAACCAAAUGAGAAUAAGGUAGUCUUCAAAAUCUUGGUCAUUUGUUUGGAUGUAUUUAGGGAAAGUACCUCAUGAGCUGCACAUUACUUCUACAACGGUGUGUGUGUGUGUGUGUGUGUGCAUGUGUGUAUGUGUGUGUUUCAGUCAUCUUCAAAGGCAGAUUAUUAGAUUCCAGCAGUCUGAAAUCUAAAUAGUUUAUAUUGGAAAUCAUGACUGUGAGACUUUAUUGUCCUCUUGGAUGGAUAUAUAUUGGAGAAGGGUGGUUAGCACAUUCAUCAGACAUCUGUUUAUGCUUUGAUCAGAGCCAGUCAUUUUUAAUUAUGAUUUAUAUCAGACCCUCCAAAAGUAUUUGAAGUAUAUUACAGUUAUAAUGUACAAGUACAUUACAUGUAUAUUACAAGUAUAUUACAUGUAAACAGAACAAUUAUAAUUUAAAAUACUUAAGUUUUAAGGAAUUAAAAAAAUUAAAAAUUUAAAUUAAAAAUUUGUAGAGGAUAGAACUAUGUCAGCACUGACAGAUUCUAAAAUUAAGUAGUAAAUUUAACUCCAAGUUUCUCCAUGGCCAAAGUCAAAAGAUAAUGCUAGGUUAUGUCAGUUUUUCUUUUAAUAAAAUUACUGAUGUCCAUUAGGAAGAAAAAUGUGUUUCAAGUUUUACAAGAACAUGAAGCCCAUGUUUUUCUGAUAUGUAGACUUUAUAAAGAAGCAUACUGUAAUGUUUCACGAAUCAAAAUUUUAAUCAGAGGAGGUCAUUUUAGAAUAACAAAUACUUGUCUUUUUUAGUAGAGGGAAUGACUGUCAAUAUGAUUUAUUUGCUUUUGUGUCAUCCCUACUUCAGACUGUGGUUAGCCUUACAUUCUCACUGUGGUCCAUGAUACUUCCAGAUUGCCUUUCCUAAGAUACAACAUGUGAUUUUAGUGAGAGUUUAUAUGUUGGGUUACUUAGUUGAGCUAUUUGUAUAUAAGCAGAUGAGAUGACAGGAAGCUGUAACUGAGAACAAAGUUAUUGAGGGACCAGCCACACAAUAUAGGAAGCUCUUAGAAAAGAAUGUUUUUUCAGACUGAACAGACCACGUCUGACCAGCCUGUCAUGAUAGGUUGUGGAUAAAGUUGGAGUUUGCUGGGAUAAAUGGUCUACAGUCUUAAACAGAGUACUGUGAGCCAUUGUCUUUUGUAAGUGAUGGUGGAGGAUAAUAUGAUUAAAGGGAAUAUGCUUGUGUUUAUUUUUGUUGGUAGUAGAUGAUUAGAAAAACUGGCCAGAUAAUUCCCAUGAGAUGAAGAUCUUCCAUGAACAAAAUGCCAUUAGUCGUCCGUAAGACUGGGCUUUUUAAGGUAACAUUAAAGAAGCUGUAAAGAAUCAUUCCUUCAAAACUGUUUUGACCACACAGAAGGUGGGCAUUAACAAACCAAAUUUCAACUCAAGUCUGUUUAUAUUAUUUUGGGGGUACUGGAAAGCUGGAGAUUUUAUAAAAACAAGUGUUUUUAUUUCUAUUUAUAAUUUGUAUUCAUUCAGUAUUGCUAGAUACAGUAACAUGAAGGGAUGGGGAAGCUUAUUUCAGUCAGAGAAAAAUUUUUAUAAGUCUGUAAAAAUGGAAAAACUAUUGAAAGAAGUAGAAAUAGGUAACAGGGAUAGUAUCUUAAAAAACCUAUUGGUUAAGGCAGCUUCAUUUGAUAAAAGUGGGAUUUGAACUUGGUAGUGUUUCCUGAGAACCUCCUCCAAAAGUAUGUAUUUACCAGGCCUGUUACAUCUUUCUGGUGGUUUUUUUUUUAUCAACUGUUCAAAACUUUAACCCUUUUAAAACCUAGAUAUAAAUGCUUACAUGUAAAGACAGGAAGCUAAGCAAUGGGUACCUGGGAUCUCUAUCAACUAUUUUUAUAACUUCUAGUGAGUGUAAUUAUUCAAAAUGAAAAUGUUUAUAAAGUAAAUUCAUAGAUUAAAGUAUCAUUAUAUAAACUAUGAUUUCAAAUUUAAUUUUCUAAAAAUAGUAUUCAACUUAGUUGAAUAAAUAUAUGAUAGAAAUUAAAUACAAUUUUUAUUUUUUUCUUAAGAAAAAACUCUUGUUUGUAACAAAUGAUAUCUAAAGAUCUAUUUUGCCUUACCAGAAAAGAAAAAAAAAAAAACUAAAACCAAAAAGUCCUUUUCCCUAGGAUGUCAAAAAUGCUGUGAUUUUUAAAUAUCUGAUUAUAUUUUUCUCUUUCUAUGGUAGUGGGAUUUACUUCUGAGGAUAAAAUAUUUUGAAAAAGUUCUGUCCCUUGACAUGGUAGUUCUCCCGUGCCUUGUACUGGUUCUCUCUCCAGAUGCACAGUGUGACAAGAUGCUCACUUUUAAUGAAGAAGGUGUAGCUGUUUGUUUUAAGCUGUAAUUGUUCUUGUCUUGAUUUGGUUAUUUUUAUAAUUGAAAUCUUGAGCAACAGAGAUAAUUUGGGUGGCAAUGACGGUCUUUUGUAUAUGUUCUCGAUAUAAAGAAGUAUUUUUUGCUGCCAUUCAGCUUUGUGGAAUUUGUUUACUUUUCAAUGUUCCCAUAUUUCUUAAUCAGAUUUUAAGAAAAUUUGUUAUUUUGAAAUCAAAGGUCAGUAAUCCCAUUAUCCUCAAACUUGAAGUUUCAUUAGAUGUUCAAAAUGCUAAUUUUUGCAGAUACACAAGGAUAAUUUUUUUUUUUUAGUUUUUGUUUUUAAGGGUUUGCAAAAUAAUUUGGCUCCCAAAUUCUUGGGGUGUAGUGUUUGCUAGGAGCCCAGGUCACCUGCCCUGGAAUUAAAUUGUGAUUGAAGUAGAGAGGUACUCUAGGAAUUGAAAAGGACACAAAAUUAUUUUUUUUUCCAGACUAGUGUGCCAUGGAUUUCAGAUAAGAAUUAACACUCUGUUUUUUUUUUUUUUUUUUUAAGACAGUUUCACUUUUGUUGCCCAGGCUGGAGUGCAAUGACACAAUCUCAGCUCACUGUACCUCUGCAUUCUGGAUUCAAGCGAUUCUCCUGCCUCAGCCUCCCAAGUAGCUAGGAUUACAGGUGCCCGCCACCACACCCAGCUAAUUUUUUUUGUAUUUUUAGUAGAGACGGAGUUUCACUGUGUUGGGCAGGAUGGUCUCAAACUCCCGACCUCAGGAGAUCCACUCACCUUGGCCUCCCAAAGUGCUGGGAUUACAGGUGUGAGCCACCGUGCCCAGCAAGAAUUAACAUUCUUAAACAAAGGUAUCAGAAAGGGUAACUCGAUUUGAAGGUUUGUGAAUAGAAAGGGAAAUGUGAUGGAAGAUUAUUCAGAACAAAAUAAAUAGACAACAAAAUAACAAGACAGGAAAAUAAGUCUUUGUAUCCUUAUUAAUCAUUUGAAAUUAUGCUAUAAUUUUUUUUAAGAUAAUCUUUUUGGUUUUGGGAGCAGCAGUUCCUAAAGGAGUGUUUUUUCAGAAUAUAUUGUUAGGUGAAUAGAGGGUUCCAUGGCCAAGUAAGUUUGGGAAACAGUGGGUUAGACAAAGUUGAGUUACUGUUGGCCUUUCAGAACCUUUGAUAUGCCAAUGUGCAUUUUCAAUCUCCAAGAAGCACCUCUAUUUUAUACAUCAUUUCCCUAAUUUAUUUGGAGUUUUUGGUUUUGUUUUUUUGAGGAGUCUUGCUCUUGUCACUCAGGCUGGAGUUCAAUGGUGCGAUCUCAGCUCACUGCAACCUCUGCCUCCUGGGUUCAAGUGAUUCUCCUGCCUCAGCUUCCCAAGAAAGUGAGAUUACAGGUGCCCACCACUACACCCAGCUAAUUUUUGUAACAUGGGGUUUCACCAUAUUGGCUGGGCUGGUUUUGAACUCCUGACUUCAGGUGAUCUGCUGACUUUGGCCUCCCACAAGGCCAGCGUGAAUUCCAGCGUAAUUCAUGCUGGAAUUACAGGCGUGAGCCACUGCACCCAGCCAGAUUUUUAAAAAAGUAGGUACCUUGUGGGAUUUGUGUUCUAAGAGAUACACCUAAGGAAAUGCUGCCCUAGAGUGUUUUUGCUAGUUUAUGUUCAUUGCAAAGGUUUCUUAUUGUUCGGUGCCCCUGGUGGUAAAAUGGGACGAGGCAGGUCAAGACUCACUUGGAUUAUGGUGUUUAGAGAGGGAUGGCUGUGGGCUUAGAUAUGUGUUAUUUAGCAUUUGUGAGGCCCCUGGUUAUUCCAGCCCCUUUCCUUAGAAUCUCAGUUGGCCUGGAACAACUGUACAGGGGUUUAAACAGGUGGUUUCAGAGGACUAACCAGUUCCUAAGCAUCCAUGAGGCAGAGGGAACCAACUUGUAUUUCCAGAAUAAUUUUCCAGACCUUUCCAGGCUGUGCUUUAAAAGUGCCAAAAAGGCAAUGGGUGUUUAUGACACUAAAGUCACAUACAAGCUAGUAUGAUACAUACAUCAUAGAAGGCUUAUAGUUGCUUCAGUGACAAAGCAAAGGAAGUUUAAUAUUUUCAGGUUUUGUUCAUUACUGAAGAUAGUCUAAGGUUCAUAGUUUUCAUUAAAUUCUAGGCAGAUUCUAUAUCCAAAAACAUUUAAACCUCACUAGGCCUCCAAAUUGGAGAGGGUUAACUAAAUAUGCUUGAUUUUACUUCAGAGUCUGAAACCAGAUUACUAAUCAUGUGUAAGGAAGCAUUUUGUUUUUGCAAUGUAUACAACUGCAUAUAUGGAACACCGUUUUGAAUGUGUAUAUGAAAGAAGGCUCGCCUGUGGGUUUUGAGUUGUGAUGUAAUGGUGACAUGUAGCCACAUGAAAGACAGUUGGAUCUUUGUUCUGAUUCUUCAGUCUUCCUCUCACAAAUUCAGAGAAAUGUCUUUUAAUCAUUUCAUUUACAUAUCCCAGAUCCUUGGAGAUCAUGAAAAAUAGCUUGCCAGUGUUUGCAUCAGCCCUCAGCAAGUCAUGAACCAUAGAGAAGGUCAUGGGGCCAUUCGUUCUUUGGACUAUUGGUUACUUCUGCAGUACUGGCUUCCUUCUCUCUAAGAGAAGGAGUAGUAUUCUCAAGAUCUUAAGUUAAAUGCAUAAAAAUGAGUUUUACUUCUUUUCUGACUUGAUUUUUAAUUUUAUGAAAUGGGAAAUCAUGUUUUUCCAUUUUUCUAUUCCUUUUGAAGUGGGAAUUUGAGGUGCUUGUAAUGUCAUGUUAGUGUCUGAACGAUUGACAGUAAAGAAGAAAAUAUAUGUAUGUAGUAUGCAUAUUCGUCUUGUCCCACCAAGCCUAUCUUUGAAUGGCAGACAUUUUAAAACAUCAGUUCUAGUUGCACAACUACUAUAGCUUCAUUAUAAACAAUCUUAAAGCAAGCAAUGUUGGCCAUAAUUUCAAUAUUCUAGCCUUGCCGAGUGUGACUGUAUUUUAUUCAGAGACUAUGUAUAAAUACACUAAAGUGGUGAUGGUCAUCAAUAUUGUAAAGAAUUUAUUCUGAUAAAUCAGAAACUGGAUAUAAUGUCAAAAUAGAUAUUUUCUCAAUAAAAUCUCAAAUCGCCUGACUGCUUAUUAA